AUGGCCGAGGAACAGAAGAACGUCGAGGUCCCCGUCGAGACCAAGCCGGAGGUGACUCCCGCCCCCGUCGUCGAGGCGGCCGUCGAGACCAAGCCUGAGGAGACCGCCAAGGUCGAGGAGGCUCCCGCCACUGAGGACAAGCCUGCUGAGGAGGUCAAGCCCGCCGAGGCCACCGAGGAGACUCCCGCUGAGGAGAAGGAGGAGGUCAAGCCCAUCGAGGAGGGCCACUUGAGCCACAAGGCCCAGGGCCUGAGCUUCCCCAAGAACCUGAUCGCCAGCAAGGAGUUCUUCUACUUCGGUGUCGAGGCCGUUGAGGCCAAGGCCCUCGCUGCCUACCUCAAGGCCGAGAAGACCGCCGAGACUGCUCACACCAACAUUGCCUGGGCCGCCGAGACUGGCAAGGGUCUUCUUUUCGUUGGCGACAAGAAGUCCCCUUCCAGCGUCAUCAGCCUGGCCGAUGCCACUGAGCCCGAGACCGACGGCACCCACAAGUUCCACUUCACCUCCAAGGGUAACAAGCACAGCUUCAAGGCCGGCAAUGUCGCCGAGCGUGACAACUGGGUUGCCCAGCUGAAGCUCAAGAUCGCCGAGGCCAGGGAGCUCGCCGCCACCGUCACCGAGUCCGAGAGCUACAAGAGCGCUAUUGAGAGCUUCAAGCCCGCCCCUCCCGCCAAGAAGGAGGAGAAGCCCGUUGAGGCCCCCAAGGAGGAGACCGCCCCCGUCGAGGAGGCUGCCCCUGCUGUUGAGGAGACCCCCAAGGAGGAGGUCGUUGAGGAGCGCAAGAAGGAGGAGGUCAAGUCCGAGGAGCCCAAGCGCCGAUCGGCUAGCCGCAAGCGUGCUUCUUUCUUCGGCUUCGGCAAGAAGGAGGAGAAGAAGGAGGAGACCAAGCCCGUUGAGGAGGCCCCCGUCGCUGAGGAGGCUCCCAAGGUCGACGAGACUCCCGCUGUUGUCGAGGAGGCCCCCAAGGUUGAGGAGACCCCCGCCGUCGUCGAGGAGGCCCCCAAGACUGAGGAGACCCCUGUUGUCGAGGACAAGACCACCGAAGAGAAGCCCGUUGAGUCCCCCAAGGAGAAGCCCACCGCCACCAAGCGCAACAGCUUCUUCGGUGGUGUCUUCUCCAAGAAGGAGAAGAAGACCCCUGAGCUCAAGCCUACCGAGCCCACUGACGCUCCCAAGGAGUCUGAGGCCGCUGAGACUGCUCCCGUGAUCCCUCCCGUCGAGGCCACCACUCCCCUCGCCGUCGACGUCACUGCUCCCCCCGCUGAGACCACCGAGACUACCGAGGCCGCCGUGCCUGAGGCCGUCACUGAGGUCAAGAAGGAUGUCAAGGAGAAGCGCAAGUCUUCUCUCCCCUUCGCUUUCGGCAAGCGCGACAAGUCCCCCGCCCCCGUUGAGGGUGAGGAGAAGAGCAAGAACGGACCCUUCUCCAAGCUCCGUGCCACCAUCAAGGGCAAGACCUCCAAGUCCGAGGAGAAGCCCGCCGAAGAGAAGCCCGCUGAGGAGCCUAUCAAGGAGGAGGCCGCCACCGAGGAGACCAAGCCCGCCGAGGAGACUCCCAAGACUGAGGAGACCAAGACCGAGGAGGUCAAGCCCGAGAACGUGGCUGCCACCACCACCCCUGCUGUCACUGCCGCUGCCUAG
This is a messenger RNA of Ilyonectria robusta, 1641 nucleotides long. Its product is annotated as Pleckstrin homology domain-containing protein. The transcript has 3 exons. Bases 1 to 1641 code for a protein of 546 amino acids. The record is from RefSeq and is a predicted model, not a curated record. NCBI's taxonomy places the organism in Eukaryota, Fungi, Ascomycota, Sordariomycetes, Hypocreales, Nectriaceae.